This is a messenger RNA of Penicillium bovifimosum, 1137 nucleotides long. RefSeq names its product putative glycosyl hydrolase. The coding region runs from base 1 to 1137 and encodes 378 amino acids. Gene Ontology annotation, biological process: carbohydrate metabolic process. NCBI's taxonomy places the organism in Eukaryota, Fungi, Ascomycota, Eurotiomycetes, Eurotiales, Aspergillaceae. The record is from RefSeq and is a predicted model, not a curated record. The transcript is spliced from 3 exons.
AUGCUUUUCUCACGCCACGGUUUCCUAGCUCCUUCGCUCAUAUCGCUACUUCUCACUGGCAGCGCGGUUGCCGAUGACGCGCGAUCAAGGGCCCGCGAUGCGCUCCAGACACUUCAGGGCUGGUAUAACCCCAAGAGCGGGAUCUGGGAUACCUGUGGGUGGUGGGAUGGCGCAAGCUGCAUGAACACAAUCGCGGAUCUAGCUGCCCUCGACCCGUCGGUGAUGGAUACUGCGACAUAUGUCUUCAACAACACAUUCAACAUUGGGCCGGUAUCAAAUCCGCAUCCCGGGCCGGAAAUAAAGACUGUCUUCACGCGCGACAAUCACCAAUCGAGUGCCGUCAAUGCCAGCCAGUGGCUCAACCAGGCAUAUGACGAUGAUGGGUGGUGGGCCCUGGCAUGGAUUGGCGCAUACGACGUCACCAAAGAAGGAACAUACCUGGAACUAGCCGAAGGAAUUUUCCAAAGCUUGGUUGACGCGUGGGGCACAAAUUGCGGCGGCGGCGGUAUUCCCUGGAACCCAACGAGCACAUAUGUCAACUCGAUCACGAACGAACUAUUUCUGUCCGUCGCGGCACACCUCGCGAACCGUGUUCCUGAAAGGAAGGAAUACUACAUCCGCUGGGCGCAGAAGGAAUGGGAUUGGUUCACAUCCCAGGACUUUAUCGGUGAAAACGGCACUAUCAACGAUGGACUGUUGGAGAACUGCGAGAACAAUGGAGCCACAGUAUGGUCCUACAACCAAGGCGUCGUCCUCGGUGGCCUAGUGGAAUUAAACAAAGCGUCACCAAACAACACAUACCUCCCCUCCGCCAACAAGAUCGCAAAAGCCGCCAUAGAAACAUUAGCCGACUCAAACAACGUUAUCCACGAGUUCUGCGAGCCGCAGUGUCUUCCAGAUGGCACGCAAUUCAAGGGGAUUUUCAUCCGUAACCUGCGAAAGCUGCAGAAAGCCUCCCCGCACGACCUUUACCGAAAGGUUAUCACCAGCUGCGCGGAUAGUAUCUGGGAUAAUGAUCGCAACGAGAAAGGUCAGUUUGGCGUUAACUGGGCUGGGCCUAUUGAGGCUGUAGUUGAUGCGUCAACGCAUAGCUCUGCCUUUGAUGCUCUCGUUGCGGCCGUUGCGGUAUUGAACUAG